AAAAGGAAAAAGGAAAGAGGAAAAGAAAAGAGGAAAAGGAAGAGAGAGGGGAGGAGAAAAAAGACAAGGAGGAAAGGAAGGGACAAGAAUAGACGGGGAAAAGGGGAGAGGACGAAGAAAGAGAAGGGGGGAGAUCCAGGGGUGAAGGGGCCGCAGAGAAAGGGAAAGAAGCGAAGAAGAGGAAAAAAGAGAAGGAAUCGGGGGAAAGGGAGGGGGGAAGAAAGGGAAAAGGAGAGGAAAGAGGAGGGGGAGGGGAGGGGUCGUGGGGAGAAGGGAAAGGGAGGGACUGGAAAAGGAGCGAGGAGACUGUAA
Cyprinus carpio (common carp) is the source of this 312-nucleotide messenger RNA. RefSeq names its product sperm protamine P2-like. NCBI's taxonomy places the organism in Eukaryota, Metazoa, Chordata, Actinopteri, Cypriniformes, Cyprinidae. The transcript has 2 exons. The annotation marks the transcript as partial. The record is from RefSeq and is a predicted model, not a curated record.